Leucoraja erinaceus (little skate) is the source of this 6577-nucleotide messenger RNA. RefSeq names its product gamma-aminobutyric acid type A receptor subunit gamma1 (gene gabrg1). The record is from RefSeq and is a predicted model, not a curated record. Bases 92 to 1492 code for a protein of 466 amino acids. Gene Ontology annotation, molecular function: transmitter-gated monoatomic ion channel activity involved in regulation of postsynaptic membrane potential; GABA-A receptor activity; inhibitory extracellular ligand-gated monoatomic ion channel activity. Gene Ontology annotation, cellular component: neuron projection; dendrite membrane; synapse. Lineage: Eukaryota; Metazoa; Chordata; Chondrichthyes; Rajiformes; Rajidae. The transcript is spliced from 9 exons. Gene Ontology annotation, biological process: gamma-aminobutyric acid signaling pathway; chloride transport; signal transduction.
UAAUGUUUGUCUGUACAGUUCCGGUUGCUGGCUGAUUUGGAUUGUUCUACAGCAGUAGAGUCAGGGAUUUUCCACCAAUACUGUUUCUGCGAUGGGUUCAGAGAAACAUUAUUAUUCUAUUUUUUUCCUUUGUACAUCUUCUUCUUUUUGCCUCAAAUUAUAUAUCUCUAUCUUGGUGGUGUUUGUCCUGAGAGCCUGUGCAAACAAAGUAGAUGAGGAAGAUUAUGAGGACGCAAUGUUAAAUAGAACGUGGGUCCUGGCACCAAGAAUCCAUGAGAGUGAUGUGACCAAUAUUCUGAAUAACUUACUGAAAGGAUAUGACAACAAACUUAGACCAGAUAUUGGAGUGAGACCAACAAUGAUUGAAAGUGACAUCUACGUGAACAGCAUUGGACCAGUUGAUGCGAUUAAUAUGGAAUAUACAAUUGACAUUUUUUUUGCUCAGUCAUGGUAUGAUAGCCGAUUGAGGUUUAAUGGCACAAUGAAAAUUCUCAUGCUAAAUAGCAACAUGGUUGGUAAAAUCUGGAUCCCAGAUACGUUUUUCCGAAACUCAAGGAAGUCAGAUGCUCACUGGAUAACAACACCAAAUCGAUUGCUGCGAAUUCAGAAUGAUGGCAAAAUAUUGUACACACUGAGAUUAACCAUCAAUGCUGAAUGUUACCUCCAGCUUCAUGAUUUUCCUAUGGAUCAUCAUUCUUGCCCAUUGGAAUUCUCAAGCUAUGGGUAUCCAAAAAAUGAAAUUGAAUAUCGCUGGAAGCAUAAUUCAGUUGAGCUCGCUGACCAGAGACAUUGGCGACUUUACCAGUUUGCAUUUGUUGGAUUAAGAAACAUGACGGAUGUAAUGAGCACACAAUCAGGAGAAUAUGUCGUAAUGAAAUUAUUCUUUGACCUAAGUAGAAGAAUGGGCUACUUCACUAUUCAGACCUACAUACCUUGCUCACUCACAGUUGUCCUGUCAUGGGUAUCAUUCUGGAUCAAUAGAGAGGCAGUGCCAGCAAGAACAUCAUUAGGUAUUACCACUGUUCUAACCAUGACAACACUCAGUACAAUUUCUAGAAAGUCACUGCCAAAAGUGUCCUACGUGACUGCCAUGGAUCUCUUUGUGUCUGUUUGUUUUCUGUUUGUCUUUGCUGCCCUCAUGGAGUAUGGAACUCUACAUUAUUUUAGCAGCAAUAGAAAAAGCAGCCAAAAGAAGAAGCAACAAUCCAAACAAACAAAAUCACCUGUUAUUAAUGUCCGCCCAGGAUCAACAUUGAUUCAGGUGAACAACAUCUUACACGUACAAGAACAUGAUGACUACGGUUAUGAGUGUUUGGAUGGCAAAGACUGUAGCAGCUUCUUCUGUUGCUUUGACGAAUGCCAUACAGGAACUUGGAGGCAGGGCCGAAUACAUAUCCGUAUCACGAAAAUCGAUUCUUACUCUAGAAUAUUCUUCCCGACAGCAUUUGGUCUGUUCAAUUUGGUUUAUUGGAUCGCAUAUCUUUACCUAUAAAAAUAUCAUUCAGUGGCAUAAGACAAGGAUGAAUAAAUCAGCAGUGGUAGAAUUUUAGCCUAUACAUUGUUUGAUUGUGUUGGUCAUAAAAAAUGAAAUAUUAUUUAACACUUUCAGAAAAAGAAAAAAAUAAUGUGAAAAAAUCAAUUUUUAUCAUUGUCUGGAUUAGUUAACUUGCUUCCAAGUGUACAGCUUACCUUGAAUUCUUGUGCCAUAUACAUAACUCAUGCACAUUUUCAAAUAUUGAUAUUUUUCAAGAUGUACAUUUGAUAAAAUACAAACAUUUAUAUCCAUUUUAAGACAUGCAUUUUUGUCAUAUGGCAGACAACAGAUUGAUAGGUGACACACAUUGCAACUUGGGCAGUAUCAAGACAAAUCAGUUAUCAAGGACAAAUCUACAUAAAAUCCAAUCAAUCGUUCUUUAGAGAACACUGUUUCGGAUACAAAAUAGAACUAAAUCUAAUCUAAACUGGAACACCAAAUGUUAUCGGCUUUUAAGCCCAUUUUCUGCUCAUUUCAUUUAUUGCAGUUGAUGAACAAUUGUGGUGUUGACCAAAAUUAUAAAAUCAACUAUCCUCUCCUACUGAUUUUUUUUUACUGUAGUGCGUGGGGAAGUGCAUUGUCAUUUUAGUAAACCUGCUCAAUGCCUGGGAAAUCGUAUUCAGUCUAAAUUAUGUGAUUUAUGAAGAGGUAUUCACAGAUGAGAUAUAAAAUUCAAUGUAACAGCUAAUUUUGAUCAUUGUAAAAUACAUUUUGAUGUUAUCAUGAUUUCCUGAUCAUGUUUACAUUUCAUAAAGAUUAAGUGCACUUAACAUCAAUGUGAUCUUGGUCAGCAAGUUGUGAUAUGGCAUAAAGGUAGCAGCCAAUCUUGGAUGCUGUAAUAGUGAAAGGGAUGUAUAUCCCACAGGCACCAAAUCAUUUCUUAUCCCAGAGAGAUAUUGCCAGUGAUCUAUUUGGUGAAUUUUGCAUUUCAAUUAGAUCACACAGUUUGCAUCAAUAUAACGCUGCUUCAACUUAGUACAGUGCAAAUUGUGUAUUGUAGAUCACAAAUAAAGAUGUUAGAUUAUACAACAUAAUUAACUUCCUCCAGUCUAACAGCAUGGCCAAGUUCCAUACAUUCAUUGCAGAAGAGGUACAUGUUAUUGAUCAAUGUUCCAACCCCAUAAGUACAUUCUAUCAUUAGUAACAAAAACGGCUGAGCUGCAGUUGAAAAUAAUGAUUUCAUUUCGAAAUUAAAUUAAAAAAUAUACAUGCAGAAAAAUUACGUACAUUCAAUUAUUAACAUACUCUCAAAGGAAGAACAAUAUUGAGGGGUAUAUUACAAAGUGGAUACUGGCUUUUUAUAUCUAAUAAAAAUCCCAGUGUUGCUCAUUUCUGAUAAUCAUAUUAAAGGAAGUGAGCAAUAAUAAAUUAAAAUAUGUUUUCUUUUGGUGCACAAUGCACCCACAUUUGUGUGAAUGCAAGUAAAUAAAUGAAAUAUCCUGAUUAAAUAAUAUUACAUUUAUAUAGUCCCAUUUAGUAUUUAAACUCGGUAUUAAAUCUAACAAAUUAAGUGACUGACCUUUCAUAAUAAUUAAUAUAAGCAUUUCAACCAAUAUGUGGUAUAUGCUGAGCUUUCACAUGUUGACAUAAUACAGUGAAUGUCAUUAGAAUUUUAUACAACAAAUGUUAUAUUUUACUAUACAAAUUAUCACCAGCUUUUUAGUUUCUUCCAACUUUCAUCAUCCUUUCCUGAGCAUUCAGAAGAUAGUAGAAGUUAUUUUAGAGAGCAUUAAAUGAAAAUAGCAUCAGAUUAAAUGGUGCUGCCAGUCCACUUAUAUUCACAGUGUUCCUGAUCUAUCCAUUGCUAAACUUAUCAUAAAGCAGAAUAUUUAUUGACUUUAUGUACCAUACUUCCACAUCCUAUCCUAUGUUCUCUACUAAAAGAAGUAAAGAGAGAGGAACUGAAAACGUACCCAUGGAUCUAGAAAGACAGCCUUUUCUCUCCUUUUAAUUUUGUUAAAGUAAACUGCUACUCACGGAAAAUAUCGGCAAUCUAUUCUACCAGCAAACUUACUGAUUUAAAAGUAUCCUAAACUCAAGCUGAAAGGGAACGUUUACCUAGAGAACGUUUACUUAGAUAACGUUUACCUCGGCUUGUACUCGCCAGAAUUUAGAAGAUUGAGGGGGGAUCUUAUAGAAACUUACAAAAUUCUUAAGGGGUUGGACAGGUUAGAUGCAGGAAGAAGUCCAGAACAAGGGGUCACAGUUUAAGGAUAAAGAGGAAAUCUUUUAGGACCGAGAUGAGAAAAACAUUUUUCACACAGAGAGUGGUGAAUCUCUGGAAUUCUCUGCCACAGAAGGUAGUUGAGGCCAGUUCAUUGGCUAUAUUUAAGAGGGAGUUAGAUGUGGCCCUUGUGGCUAAAGGGAUCAGGGGGUAUGGAGAGAAGGCAGGUGCAAGAUACUGAAUGGAUGAUCAGUCAUGAUCAUAUUGAAUGGUGAUGCAGGUUCGAAGGGCCGAAUGGCCUACUCCUGCACCUAUUAUCUAUGUUUCUAUGUUUCUAACAGAAUCUUCCAGCCUUUUAGAGAAGACAAGAAUAACAAAUGUAAACAGCCCGAAUACUAGGAAUGAAUUAGUCAUAUGGGUAAUUAAUUGAAAAGUACAUGAAUAAUUUGCCUUCCCAAAGAUGCAGCAAGCAAAAUUAGUUAAUCUUAUAUUAAAGAAAUCACUUAAAAAGUGAAAAUAAUAUAUAUAUAUAAUUAUAAAUGUUUUGUAAUACACAGUGCAGUGAGGUAAUAAAGAGAUUUGUAAAGUACUGAUAAUCAAUAUAUGAAAAUCAAUAGACGUUGGGGAAGUAAUGGCAGUGUGGAAUUAAACCAGCGUGGUGCCUAUAAUUAGAAAAGCUGACAAAACAGAGCAAACACCCGUUGCAUCAGUAUUAUUUUCAUGCAAAGACAGUAAUGGAAAUGAUUUCUGGGGAGUAAUAAUAAAUUGAUUGAAGGUGUUGCCAUUGAGUUGGAAGGGAAAAUACUAUCUAAUGUAUGUAAGCAAUCUCUUUAAGGAAAUCACAGCCACUACAGACUGCAACCAUUCACACAUACUAACUUUCAAAAGACAAUUGAUAAAAUUGUAAUGAAAUACUAUCAAUAAAAUUCAAAAGAAGACCCUAUUAAAUAUACAACACAGGUUGGAAAAAUGUAGGAAGCAUAGAUGAUGCGUUAUAGAUGACUGAGUGAGAUAAAGUAUUGGAGACGUUUCUCAGUGGUCCUCAGUUCUUUCUGGGUACAUGAAUUACAGUGAGCUGAGAAGCACUUUGUUAAUACAUUGUGAUCAUGUGGAAUUAUGUGAAUAGAAGGUGAAAAUUGUAGUACAUUCUGGAAUAUUAUCCUUUUGCUAUUGUUAAAUGUAAACAGCUAUAUUUAAGCUUUAAAGACAGUUUCCGAUGAGAAUAAGUCAAAUAACAGCAAAUUAAAGGCAAAGCUGAGUUGUUGAACUGAAGUAAAAUUAGCAUUGGGGGUGCUACUUUCAAAUCCAAUAAAUGCCGCUGUUAUUGUUCACUUCAGUCAGUUAUUGCAAUUGUUGUAUUGUAUUCUUGCCUAUGGAAAGCCUCACUAAUCAACAAACAAUCCAGUGGUUGUCUUGAAUGGUCACAGAUUAGUCACACAUUACAUAAACACAAAAAGCUGGAGUAACUCAGCGGAACAGGCAACAUCUCUGGAGGGAAGGAAUGGGUGACAUUUCGGGUUGAGGUACAUAGAUAAGGAAGUGGGAAGGUGUGAAAACAGGGCAAAGGGAAUGGGGAUCAAGGAAAAUGUAGAAUAGAUCAUUGUUAGAUGGAAGAAAGUAACAACAAAGCAAACAGAUAAAAUGUUGUCAGAGACAGUAAGACUGGUCGGAGAACUGGAAAGGGAGAGGGAUGAAGAGAGAAGGAAAGCAUAUGUUACUUGAAGUUAGAGAGGUCAAUGUUCAUACCACUGUGGUGUAAGCUGUCCAAGUGAAAUAUGAUGUGCAUAUCUUGCUCACAAAUGGAUGAGCUCUGUUGCUUCAAUAGUCAGGUUCAUAACUGUAUCACCCUGUUAUUGGGGAAUAGCAUGGUGUGCAAUCUUCAUGGAAUGAGUGCACAACAUGUUGUAGGUUAUUUACUCAUAUUUCCGAUGUGCUUCCUUCUUGUUGACGGCAGGGUUUGAUGCAGUGGUUUAAAUAUAUCCAACAGAAAAUGAGCGUGAUCUUACUGCAGGACAAAGCGUAUGGUUUUGUGAGGGUGCUCAAAUGAAAAUUGCUACAUAUUCAUUACCACAAUUAAAGUUGGACGAUUUGAAGGUAUUUCAAACAUCCUGGAUAAAAAUAUAAGAGCCAAUAAAUCUUGAUAUUUAAUUCUCAUCUUCAUACUAUUCAAUAAUGAAGUAAAAGUAACUCUACAAUUAUCGACCAUUGUGUUGCCACAUUUUGAAAAUGCUACCUGAAGUGUUUUAAUAACUGCAGAGUGAAAUCGUACAUAUCUCCUAUAUCCACCCAGACAAUUGAACCAGUGAAAUACAUUCUCAUGUCGUAGAGAACACAAAAUAAUGGAGUACCUCAGCAGGUCAGGCAGCAUCUCUGGAGGACAUGGAUAGGCGAUGUUUUGGGUUAGGUCCCUUCUUCACACUUGCUUCCAAAAUGCACUGAAGAAGGGUCCCGACCUGAAACACCACCUAUCCUUGUCUUCCGGAGAUGCUGCCUGACCUGAUGAGUUACUCCAUCAUUUUGCCUUCUAUGAAAGAUUCAGCAUCUACAGUUCCUUGUGAAUCCAUUCUCAAGCUUUAUUAUCUAUGCCUUCCAAUUAUAUCAUUUUACAACCAUCUAGACUAUCUAGUUGUUGUUAUCAUUAAAAUGUUCAUAAGAUAUUCAGUAAUUUUACAUUGUAAUUGAUGUUCUGUGUUUCUUUUCGAUGUAUGCAUUGUACUGUCUUGUUGCAUGGCCUAUCUGUAAAAUGUAACUCCUAGUUUACUGAUUCUGUCAAAUGGGAUCCUAUUUUCAAAUGGAUAGGAAUGUUUGAACAAGACUAAUGCUGCCCAGACUUUUUUUAAAGGAAAUCCUAACUUAAAUAUAAUUAGAAAAUUACCUUA